UAUAUAAAUAGCGUAUUGGCUUUAGAAAUGAUUAGGAAAUUAAAUUUUAAAAGAAAGAAACUAAUUGGGGGAUAAUCAUCAAAGUAUCCGUCGCGGGUAGUUGCGGGUUGCGACGCAACAGAGCAUUUUCUGCGCUUCGACGGAGUCGAUGAUGACAAGGCAACCCACGUGUGUAUAUAUUGGCAGCCUGAAAGUAGUGAUGGGGAGUGCGUCAUCUAUGCUAACUCAAUACGACAUCGAAGAAGUUCAAGAACACUGCAACAAUUUAUUUUCCCAGCAGGAAAUAGUGUCUUUGUACCAAAGGUUUUGCCAACUUGACCGCAAUGCAAAGGGAUUCAUUUCAGCUGAUGAGUUCUUGUCCGUCCCGGAAUUUGCUAUGAAUCCACUUUCUCAGAGGCUGCUCAAGAUGGUGGACGGUUUGAAUUUUAAAGACUUUGUGGCCUUCUUGUCUGCAUUCAGUGCCAAGGCUAGUGCAAAUAAAAAAAUAGAGCUUAUUUUCAAAGUAUAUGAUUCAGACCGUAAUGGAAAGGUGUCUUUCAAAGAUAUGUUGGAAGUGCUAAAAGAUUUGUCAGGUUCAUUCAUGUCUGAUGACCAGAGAGAGGAAGUCCUCAGCCAAGUUCUGAGAGAAGCAGGAUACUCAAAAGACUCUUACUUGACAUUGGAUGACUUCAUUAAGGGGGGAGUGGGCCAGCGGGGCUUAUGGGAAAUGGUUUCCUAUUGGAUGGAGCAAAAGCAGUAGAGAAAAGAAUGAUGUCUUGCACGGAGGGACUUUAACUAGGUUUAAAGCAUAAUCAACUUGUCUGGUGCUUUCUUUAUCCAUAAAGUUGGCCUGAUUGGAUAUCACUUUGUGCAAAUGAUGAGAUCUUUCAACACAGACAACAUUAUUUGAUAUUUCAUUUUUUUUUUCUAAAUCUAUUAUAAGAAUUUAUUACUUGCAUAUCAAACUCUACAGUUUGUUUAACAUUUGUGCUUCAAGUGCAUUGAAAGAGUCAGUUUAUUAGGUACCCACAACGAAAAUUAAAAUAAAAGUAAAGAAAGACUCAUCACCUCAGUCAUGCACAAAAUCCGAUUGUGUCUCUUAUCUGAAAACUUCUGUAUUACAAGACUUUUUUUUGCCCUUUUCUUUCUAUUUCUGGACAUGUUUGAUUUUUGUUUCUAUUUCAAUUUGUCACAGGUUCUUGGCCAAUCUGACCUAAAAAUGGAUGUUGAAGUCCCUGUUGAUUGAAACUUCCUGCAGUUUUGGUUGUUCUCUUGAAACAUAAAAAUUGUAAACUUAUUCAUGAGAUUCUUGUAAUAUAGUUCAUGUGGAAAUGAGAAAGUGCUCAAAUACUGUUGUCCCCUUUCUUCUUGGGAUUCUUGUAAAACUGUUGCUUCCAGCCACUAGUUGUUUUGGAGCCAAUUUGAGUAGCUUUUGAGCUUGAUUCAGUUUUUCACACUCCUUGACAUGUUUUACGACCUUUUGGGUCUCUUGAAUUCAAAUUUGAGUUAUCAUCGGAGAAGAAAUUAGGGAUCACCAUAGCAACAAGGUUUACUAACGAAUUGAAAAGUUCAUAAAAAUGAGGUUGCAUUAUGGAAGGUGAAGAAUGUCAUUUUUCCACCUACAAAACUGCUUGUGGUUCCUUCACUCAAGUUAUGAAAUUAUU
Molecule: messenger RNA, 1643 nt
Organism: Abrus precatorius (Indian licorice)
Lineage: Eukaryota; Viridiplantae; Streptophyta; Magnoliopsida; Fabales; Fabaceae
Product: calcineurin subunit B-like
Exons: 8
Coding region: 149-739 (196 amino acids)
Molecular function (GO): calcium ion binding
Source: RefSeq, a predicted model, not a curated record